AAUCGAGGUGAUCCACAGAGAAACACGCUUCACCAUCUUUGUCUCUUUCUUUUUUCAUGAGCUUUAAGAACCAAAACCCACACCAGACUCCUCUCCAUCAGUCUAUAAAUAAACAGCAUAUUCAUCACUCUGAUUUUCAGUUUUCCCCUCUUCCUCUCUCGUGAGUCAAGUCUCUUCCUUUCUCGUCAGCUUUCUCGUGUUGAACUUCAUAAGAAACUUGUUUCUUCAGCCAUUUUCUAUCAUCUGCUCGUCACGAGAUUCACUUCACUAGGCAGAAAAAUAUAGAGUAGCAGAUAGAAGGCGAAGUGAGAGCGAGGAGGAAAAAUGCCGACUAGGAAUUUGGAGAAGAUGGCAUCGAUAGAUGCUCAGUUGAGACUACUGGCACCGAGGAAGGUCUCUGAGGAUGAUAAGCUGGUGGAGUAUGAUGCUUUGCUAUUGGAUCGGUUUCUUGAUAUUCUUCAAGAUUUACAUGGAGAGGAGAUUAGAGAAACGGUUCAAGAAUGUUACGAGUUUUCAGCUGAGUAUGAAGGGAAGCAUGACCCUCAGAAAUUAGAGGAGCUUGGGAAUGUGCUGACAAGUUUGGAUCCUGGAGAUUCAAUAGUUAUUACAAAAUCAUUUUCCCACAUGCUUAGCUUGGCCAAUUUGGCUGAAGAAGUUCAAAUUGCUUAUCGGCGAAGGAUCAAACUUAAGAAGGGUGAUUUUGCUGAUGAGAAUUCUGCAACAACUGAAUCAGACAUUGAAGAAACCUUCAAGAGGCUUUUGCAAUUGAAGAAGUCACCUGAAGAAGUGUUUGAUGCUUUGAAAAACCAGACUGUUGACUUGGUCUUGACUGCACAUCCUACUCAAUCUGUCCGUAGAUCUUUGCUUCAGAAGCAUGCAAGGAUCCGCAAUUGCUUGACCCAAUUAUAUGCGAAGGAUAUCACUCCUGAUGAUAAGCAGGAACUUGAUGAGGCUUUACAAAGAGAGAUUCAAGCUGCAUUUCGUACAGAUGAGAUCAGAAGAACUCAGCCAGCUCCACAAGAUGAAAUGAGAGCAGGAAAGUAUUUCCAUGAAACAAUUUGGAAAGGCGUGCCAAAAUUUUUGCGGCGUGUUGACACUGCUUUGAAGAACAUAGGAAUAAAUGAACGUGUUCCUUACAAUGCCCCGCUCAUUCAGUUUUCUUCUUGGAUGGGUGGAGAUCGUGAUGGAAAUCCCCGGGUAACUCCUGAAGUAACCAGAGAUGUAUGCUUACUGGCCAGAAUGAUGGCUGCUAACAUGUACUUCUCCCAAAUAGAAGACCUUAUGUUUGAGUUGUCAAUGUGGCGCUGCAAUGAUGAACUACGUGCUCGUGCAGAUGAACUUCAUAGGUCCUCAAGGAGGGAUGCAAAACAUUAUAUAGAAUUUUGGAAACAAAUUCCUCCCAAUGAACCCUACCGUGUUAUUCUUGGUGAUGUGAGGGAUAAGCUGUACAAUACACGUGAACGUUCUCGUCAGUUACUAGCCAAUGGGAUUUCUGAGAUUCCCGAGGAUGCAACUUUUACAAAUGUUGAGCAGUUUCUGGAGCCUCUUGAACUCUGUUAUGGGUCACUCUGCUCUUGCGGUGAUAGGUCAAUAGCUGAUGGAAGCCUUCUUGAUUUUUUACGUCAAGUGUCUACCUUUGGGCUUUCACUUGUUAGACUUGAUAUCCGGCAAGAAUCUGACAGACACACUGAUGUUAUCGAUGCAGUCACUAGACACUUGGGAAUUGGAUCUUAUCGUGAAUGGUCUGAAGAGAAGAGACAAGAAUGGCUCUUAUCUGAGCUCAGUGGCAAACGCCCCCUUUUUGGUCCUGAUCUUCCCAAAACUGAAGAAAUAACUGAUGUAUUAGACACAUUUCAUGUCAUUGCUGAGCUUCCUGCAGAUAAUUUUGGUGCCUAUAUAAUCUCAAUGGCAACAGCCCCAUCUGAUGUACUACUUGUUGAGCUUUUACAACGUGAAUGUCGAGUGAAGCAUCCACUUAGAGUUGUUCCAUUGUUUGAGAGACUUGCUGAUCUUGAAGCUGCUCCUGCAGCUGUGGCCCGUCUCUUCUCUAUUGAUUGGUACCAAAAUCGGAUCAAUGGGAAGCAAGAAGUCAUGAUAGGGUAUUCAGAUUCGGGAAAAGAUGCUGGUCGUCUCUCUGCUGCUUGGCAGUUAUACAAAGCUCAGGAAGAGCUUGUAAAGGUGGCAAAGCAGUAUGGCAUUAAGCUUACAAUGUUCCAUGGCCGAGGUGGAACAGUGGGAAGAGGAGGUGGGCCGACUCACCUUGCUAUAUUGUCUCAACCCCCUGACACAAUUCAUGGAUCACUUCGAGUUACAGUUCAAGGUGAAGUUAUUGAACAAUCCUUUGGAGAGGAACAUUUGUGCUUCAGAACACUACAGCGGUUUACAGCUGCUACUCUUGAACACGGUAUGCACCCUCCAGUCUCCCCAAAGCCAGAAUGGCGUGCACUCAUGGAUGAGAUGGCAGUCAUUGCAACAAAAGAAUACCGUUCUAUAGUUUUCCAGGAACCUCGUUUUGUCGAGUACUUUCGCCUGGCAACCCCAGAGUUGGAGUAUGGUCGGAUGAACAUAGGGAGUCGUCCAUCAAAACGAAAGCCAAGUGGCGGAAUUGAAUCACUCCGUGCAAUCCCAUGGAUCUUUGCAUGGACGCAGACGAGAUUCCAUCUACCUGUGUGGCUUGGCUUUGGAGCUGCAUUUAAGUAUAUCAUUGAGAAAGAUGUUAAGAAUCUUCACAUGCUCCAGGAGAUGUACAAUCAGUGGCCUUUUUUUAGGGUUACAAUUGACUUAGUUGAGAUGGUGUUCGCCAAGGGAGACCCAGGAAUUGCUGCUUUAUACGAUAAACUCCUUGUGUCAGAAGAGUUAUGGUCGUUUGGUGAGCAUUUGAGGAAUAACUAUGAAGAAACAAAGAGCCUUCUCCUCCAGAUUGCUGGGCAUAAAGAUCUCCUCGAAGGAGAUCCCUACUUGAAGCAAAGGCUUCGUCUUCGUGAUGCAUACAUUACAACACUCAACGUAUGCCAAGCAUAUACUCUGAAGCAGAUCCGUGAUCCCAACUUCCAUGUUAAGGUGAGGCCACAUUUGUCGAAAGAUUAUAUGGAAUCAAGCAAGCCUGCGGCAGAGCUUGUGAAGCUUAACCCCACAAGUGAAUAUGCACCUGGCCUUGAGGACACCCUUAUUUUGACAAUGAAGGGUAUUGCAGCGGGCAUGCAGAACACUGGUUGAGGAGGUCUUUUUGUGUCCCCGUAAUGUUAAAUAUGUUUAUGUAUGUAUGUCACCCUUUUUCGAUGUUAUAUAGAUCUCGGACGAACAAAUGUGUUUCUCUUCAACCAAUAGCCAAUAAAUUGUCAAACUGUUUAUGUUAAUAUAUUCUGAUGUUCCUAAUGCUGCAAA
Carica papaya (papaya) is the source of this 3384-nucleotide messenger RNA. RefSeq names its product phosphoenolpyruvate carboxylase 2 (gene PPC2). Gene Ontology annotation, biological process: tricarboxylic acid cycle; leaf development; carbon fixation. NCBI's taxonomy places the organism in Eukaryota, Viridiplantae, Streptophyta, Magnoliopsida, Brassicales, Caricaceae. Gene Ontology annotation, molecular function: phosphoenolpyruvate carboxylase activity. The record is from RefSeq and is a predicted model, not a curated record. Gene Ontology annotation, cellular component: apoplast; cytosol; chloroplast.